CCCUGCAGCGACGGGGCUCUGAUAGGUCCGAAGGAUUAAUGGGACUGGCCUGCAGUGCAGGAGCAUCCCUGUCUAUAAAGCAUCUGCGCUCACGGCGACAAACAAGCCAGAAACGCGCCGACGCACCGUUGCGCUUGUUCCGGAUCACAAAGUUCAGGCGGGACCAUGAUUCUGUCCGGUGAAUCCAGAGGGCCUCACCAAACCGGACUGUCUGUGGAAGAGGAUGAGAUCGAUAUAGUGGGCGAUGAAGAGCCUGCCCACCCGAUGGUGUUCAGAAACGAGUGCUCCACGGACGCCGGGUCCUCGGCAGAGUCCGGUGCCGAGUUUGACUCCUCCGAGCCCGACUCCUCUGGGGAAAGCGAGAGCAGCUUCUGCGCGGACGCUCCGACGCCCCGGAAGGCUCAGGGCAGCUCGGUGAAGCCCCCCUACUCCUACAUCGCCCUCAUCACCAUGGCCAUCCUGCAGAGCCCGCUGAAGAAGCUGACGCUGAGCGGCAUCUGCGACUUCAUCAGCAACAAGUUCCCCUACUACCGAGAGAAGUUCCCCGCUUGGCAGAACUCCAUCAGGCACAACCUCUCCCUCAACGACUGCUUCGUCAAGAUCCCGCGGGAGCCCGGGAACCCCGGGAAGGGCAACUACUGGUCUCUGGACCCCGCGUCCGAGGACAUGUUUGACAACGGCAGCUUCCUGCGCAGAAGAAAGCGAUUCAAGAGGAACCAGCCCGAAUUCGGCAGAGACGGGUUGUUUUACUCCGGCCUGAGCAGCUACAGGCCGUACGGACAGCCGUAUAACGCGCAGCGGCAGGUAAACCUCAUGCCCGCUACCCCUGUUCGGUACGUUCCCCUGCAGGACGGCACCAUGGUGGCCCCCUCUCCCUACCACCUGUUACCGCACGCUCUGAACGCUCACGGCAAACGCGGCGGGCCCAAGGACUCCAGAGGCCAGCCGUGCGUAACGGAGCCAAAGUCUGGCGCGCAUGCGAAGUGCUCAUUCAGCAUUGAGAGCAUCAUGAGCAGACCGUCUCCCAUCAGUCCACAAAACCCACAUCCACCCCACUCUCCUCACGGCGGCCUUGAAUUUGGUCACCUGAUGUCAAACCCAGCCUCCCUUUUGAUACCAGCGCUCCUGCAGCCUUUAAAGACUCCUCUGUGUCCUCCUGCGAUGCUGAGCACCGUUCCUUUACUUAAUGAGCAUCUCACACUCUCUUACCCUCGAUGCUGAGGCUGCCUGGGACACUUUACAGUCUGUUGUUUUUUUGUCUGUUUCUUAAAGAAAUACUAUGAUUGCAUGAUAUUUAUGUGCGUUACCUGUGUCUUUAAAGGGGGGCAAUGUAAAUAAGAUGAGUGGUAAUAUAUCUGGGACAUUGAAUGGGGAAACCAAAAGCUAUUUUUUGUUUGUUUUUCUAUUAGCUAGGGUAUUAAAAUAAAUGCUUGA
Molecule: messenger RNA, 1434 nt
Organism: Fundulus heteroclitus (mummichog)
Lineage: Eukaryota; Metazoa; Chordata; Actinopteri; Cyprinodontiformes; Fundulidae
Gene: foxd5
Product: forkhead box D5
Exons: 1
Coding region: 166-1221 (351 amino acids)
Biological process (GO): cell differentiation; regulation of transcription by RNA polymerase II; anatomical structure morphogenesis
Molecular function (GO): RNA polymerase II cis-regulatory region sequence-specific DNA binding; DNA-binding transcription factor activity, RNA polymerase II-specific
Source: RefSeq, a predicted model, not a curated record